CUCGCCAACUCCACAACGCUCUACGUCGGAAACCUUUCAUUCUACACAACGGAGGAGCAAAUCUAUGAGCUCUUUUCAAAAUGCGGUGAGAUCAAGCGUAUCAUUAUGGGACUGGAUCGCAACCAAAAGACACCCUGUGGAUUCUGCUUUGUCGAAUACUACCAUCAUGCUGAUGCAUUGGAUUGCAUGAAGUAUAUCAAUAGCUCAAAGUUGGACGAGCGUAUUGUGCGCUCAGAUCUCGAUCAUGGAUACAGAGAGGGUCGACAGUUUGGUCGUGGCAGGAGCGGCGGUCAGGUCCGUGACGAGUAUCGCAUGGAAUUUGAUGCGGGCCGUGGAGGCUGGGGCCAUGUUAGGGCAAGACAGGAGGCAGAACGUGAGAGAGAACAAAAGGCCAAUUACGAAGCCAUUACAACGAUCCCUGAGGGUGCCAACCUCGAUUACAAGGACAGAAAAGAGGGUAAUCAUGAUUUUCAUCUACAUCUUUUGUCUACACUUGGUGCAGUCGCGCAAUGCUGGACAUCAAUGCUAACAUUAUUAUUUUAUUUUAUUUUUUUAUCAUUGAAUGGCGCCACAUAG
This is a messenger RNA of Gamsiella multidivaricata, 576 nucleotides long. RefSeq lists its product as uncharacterized. Lineage: Eukaryota; Fungi; Mortierellomycota; Mortierellomycetes; Mortierellales; Mortierellaceae. Gene Ontology annotation, molecular function: RNA cap binding. The transcript is spliced from 2 exons. The record is from RefSeq and is a predicted model, not a curated record. Gene Ontology annotation, cellular component: nuclear cap binding complex. The annotation marks the transcript as partial. Gene Ontology annotation, biological process: mRNA cis splicing, via spliceosome.